AUGUCGACUACCGACAGAUCCAGCAGUCCCACCCUAGAGGGCCAAUCUUCCGAUGAAAAGGUGAUCAUCUCGAGCCCAGAAGCAGCAGAGAAUGCAGGGCCAGAAACUGCUCCUACAUCAUUCUCCUCAACUUUCCAAGAGGCUCUCUUUAUCUUCGUUAUUGGCAUGACCCAACUCUUCUCAGUUGGUGGUCUAGGCGUUGCCGCAUUCUCGAUGAAGGAGAUAGGCGCAUCUCUCCACUCAACUAGCAAUGGAGAGAUGUCGUGGUUCUUAGCCUCUUAUUCCCUUUGCGGUGGUGUCUUCGUCCUUAUUACUGGACGUCUUGGUGAUCACUUCGGUCACAAGUAUGUUACUAUAUUUGGAUGGAUCUGGAUGGCUAUCUGGUCUCUGAUCUGCGGCUUUGCCCACGACGUCGUUCUAUUUGACAUCGCGCGUGGAAUGAUGGGAAUUGGCAAUGGUGCAUUGGUUCCCAAUUCCUUCGCACUGCUAGCACGUGCAUUCCCGCCUUUAUCAAUCAAGAAAAACAUCGCCUUUGCCUUUUUAGGCUUCUGUGCUCCUUCUGGAUACAUAUUCGGCGGCCUUAUCGGGGCUGCCUUCGGUGAGAAAGUUACCUGGAGAUGGGGAUUUUGGUUCUGGGCUAUCGGCUGCCUCAUUCUCGGUCUGGCAACUGUUGUCAUUGUCCCUCACCGUGUCGGCUCCCCCAUCCCAGGACUGACUUUCCGCCAGUUCGAUUACAUGGGAAGCUUAAUAGGCAUAUCAGCUCUGAUUCUAUUUUCCUUUUCUUGGAAUCAGGCUUCAGUCGUCGGUUGGCAAACUCCCUAUAUCUACGCCCUGCUGAUUGUCAGUAUCUUUCUGCUCGUUGGUUUCAUCUUUACCCAGUCUCACGUGGCUGCACCCGUCCUGCCGAACUCUCUCUGGGGUCGUCCAGGAUUCACUCCUGUGGUCACAGCCAUGGCAUUUGGCUGGAUGUCUUUUGGAAUCUUCCUCUACUAUACCACCAUUUUCAUUCUCACUAUCCAUAAGGAACCUCCACUUGCUACAGUGGCUCAAAUGGUUCCCCUGGUCAUUGGUGGACUGUUUGCAACCUCUGCUGUUGGGCUCUUUGUCGACAAGACCCCCGCACAGUAUAUUUUUGGCGUUUCAAUGUUCUCCUUCUUCCUCGGCAAUCUGCUCAUGAGCUUUGCCAGCUACUCGAACGUCUACUGGGCCUUCAUCUUCCCCGCAUGUCUUCUUGUCGUAGGUGGACCUGACCUGUCCUUUGCCUCGUCCGGAGUUCUCAUUUCCAACGCUGUCCUACCCGAGGAGCAAGGUGUGGCUGGAUCCUUUAUCUCGACUGUUGUGCAGUAUUCCAUCUCCAUUGGUCUCGGCAUUGCGGCCACUGUUGAGUCUCAUGUCAACGAUGGGGGCAAAGACCCGAUCCGCGGCUACCGGGGUGCUCUCUGGCUUGGAAUCGGAUUUGCAGUUGUGGGAUUUUUCAUUGUGAUUUUCUUCGUAAAAGACCAUCGAUUUGAUUCGAAACAAGCGGCGGGGGACAAGCCAGUUCCCGAGGCUAUUCCAGAGACAGCAGAUCUUUGA
This is a messenger RNA of Penicillium taxi, 1575 nucleotides long. RefSeq lists its product as uncharacterized. Bases 1 to 1575 code for a protein of 524 amino acids. Gene Ontology annotation, cellular component: membrane. Gene Ontology annotation, biological process: transmembrane transport. Lineage: Eukaryota; Fungi; Ascomycota; Eurotiomycetes; Eurotiales; Aspergillaceae. The transcript has a single exon. Gene Ontology annotation, molecular function: transmembrane transporter activity. The record is from RefSeq and is a predicted model, not a curated record.